This is a messenger RNA of Colletotrichum navitas, 523 nucleotides long. RefSeq lists its product as uncharacterized. The record is from RefSeq and is a predicted model, not a curated record. The coding region runs from base 1 to 417 and encodes 138 amino acids. The transcript is spliced from 2 exons. Lineage: Eukaryota; Fungi; Ascomycota; Sordariomycetes; Glomerellales; Glomerellaceae.
AUGAACCUGGGCCGGGAGAACCCCGACGAUCUCAUAUGGGCGCUGUCACGGCCCAACCUGACAACCUGCGCCGUGCCCACCGACAUCCCGACGGCCGUGGGUGGCCGCGACGGCGGGGGGGCGACCGUGACGGCGCCGACCAGCGGCUUCGACGCCCCGGACCUCUCCGCCCUCAUGACGCGCAAGUUGACGUCGGUGACGAGGACGCCUACGCGGCCCGUCAGCAUCCCUACCGCGUCUCCGUCGGGCUCUGGCAACACGUCGUCCGGGCUGAGCAAGGGGGCCAUAGCAGGCAUCGCGGUCGGCUGUGGCAUGGCUUUCGUACUGGCGCUGGGGGGCUUCUUCUUCUUGUACGUCGCCGACGGAAGUAUCGUCGCCGACGAUAACAGCAACAUCGCCUACCGUGCCGCCUGUUGAGCUUGGAAACGGGACUGAGCUGCACAGCCCGAAUCACAACAGUAGUCCCACGAGGGGCAAGUACGAGAUGACGGCCACCCGCGAUGCAUGAUGAGAGAAUACCUCC